GUGUCCCUGGCGCUGCCGCCAUUGUCCAGCGGGAGGCCAGUCGGGUGGUCCCCAGGACGGGGCUGAGUUUAAAAUUAGGGUGUCCUUGGACGUCUGUGGCUAACCUGUUGGCCUGGAAUGGACCACCAGGACAAAGCAGCAACAGUGGCAAUGGCCUCGCGGCCGCAAGCAACACAACUUCAGGAGCCAGUGACUUUCCGAGAUGUGGCUGUGGACUUUACCCAAGAGGAGUGGGGGCAGCUGGACCCUACCCAGAGGACUCUGUAUCGUGAUGUGAUGCUGGAGACCUUUGGGCACCUUCUCUCUGUGGGUCCUGAUCUUCCCAAACCUGCAGUUAUCUCCCAGCUGGAACAAGGUGCUGAGCUGUGGGUGGCAGACAGAGGAGGCACCGGGGCCUGCCAUCCAGGCUGGAUUCUUGAACCUGAAGACCACACAUUGCUCAAGGACCAGGGCCUCCCAAAAAUGGAACCAUCCCCUAUUACAGAAAAGGAUGGGUUUGCAAAGGCUGUUCCUUGUCGUUCUAUGAUAGGGAUAGAUCAGGAAAGUGAUGGCCAGAGGCAGGCACUCAAGAAGGACCAGAGUAACUUGAAUGACCCCAAAGAGAUACCACUUCAAAGUCAAAGCCACAAAAGUCUUGGACUUGUGGAAGCCUGUGUUCUUGGCUUAAACACUUAUCUAUUACCAGAUAUUUCUGGAAGAGAGUAUGGCUGUACUUAUGACUCACAAGUUAAAAAUUCAGAACAUAAUCCAAGCUUAGUUAGACAACGGACAGACUCCCCUGCAACACAGUCCUUUGAUGACAAUGGCAGUCAAAAAGCCUUUGAUCAAAUUAUGCCCAUUACAGAACUCACAAAAAGUCAGGUGCAAGAUAAACCCUAUAAGUGUACUGAUUGUGGGAAGUCAUUUAACCAUAACGCACAUCUCACAGUGCACAAGAGAAUUCAUACGGGAGAAAGACCUUACAUGUGCAAAGAGUGUGGGAAAGCCUUCAGCCAGAACUCCUCCCUUGUUCAACAUGAGCGAAUCCACACUGGAGACAAGCCUUAUAAGUGUGAUGAAUGUGGGAAAUCUUUUUGCCACAGUACACACCUUACAGUCCAUAGGAGAAUUCACACUGGAGAGAAACCCUAUGAGUGUCAGGACUGUGGGAGGGCCUUCAAUCAGAAUUCAUCCCUAGGUCGACACAAGAGGACACACACUGGGGAGAAGCCUUAUACCUGCAGUGUUUGUGGGAAAUCUUUCUCCCGGACCACUUGCCUCUUCCUGCACCUGCGGACUCACACUGAGGAAAGGCCAUACGAGUGUAAUCACUGUGGAAAGGGCUUCAGGCACAGUUCCUCCCUGGCCCAGCAUCAGCGGAAGCACGCUGGUGAGAAACCCUAUGAGUGCCGACAGAGGCUGAUCUUUGAGCAGGCGCCGGCUUUAAUAAAGUACGAAUGGACAGAACCCCUCGGCUGUGACUCACCGUUGAGUCAAGGUGAAAGGACUCAACGGAGUGAUAGGCCCUUUAAGUGUAAUCAGUGUGGAAAGUGUUUCACUCAGAGUUCUCACCUCAUCCGACAUCAGCUCACCCACAGCAGAGAGGAAGAACCACUACGUGGACGUAGCAGAAGGCAAGAACAGCCGUGUAGACGGGGCUCAAGACUCAUUCAGAAUACAAACUCAAAUUCAAGGGAGCUUCCUGUUGCCCAGCCAAAGGCAGGACAAGCCAGCAGAACCCUGGCCCUGUUUGACCUUCGUGAAAUUAUGCAGGAGCAAAACCCUGUGCAUGUUAUUGGGGUAGAAGAACCUUCAGUGGGCAACUCCAUGCUGUUUGACACCAGAGAAUCUAGAUAGGAAGAUAAUUCUUUAGAUAUCUUUUGAGUUACCAGGCACAAACAUUAUGCCCACACAGUGUAUGGGUGGCAAGAGAUGGCACAAUAUCAGUAUUGACCUCUGACUUCCUAAGGAAGUGGUGCCUCCCACACAGUUGAGGUUGGUGGUUCUCAAACGUAUCAAACUCAGCUCCUGUUUUUGUUUUCUGAGACAAGGUGUCAUGUGGCCCAAGCUGGCCUCAAACUCACUAUAUAUCCAAGGAUGACCUUGAAUUUUCUGAUUUUUCUGUUUUCAUUUGCCUCCCUAAGUCUGGGAUCAUAGCUGUGUGCCACUAGACCCAGCAACAGCAGACACCUUGAGAUAUCUUCUCCAUUAUCCCACAGUGAGUUUACCAGGAAUAAAGUCUCUGCACUGGCAUAGUGUGGAAAUAACAUAUGACCCUUGUUGUGUGUAAUUUAAAAAAAAACAAGCUUCCACCUUUGCCCAGAACUGUGGCGCUCAAUCCUGGUUUAGCUCCAAGAUCGGCUGCCACCAGUCCCACUCCCAAGUUGUCUGUUCCUCCUGGCUUAACUGAGCCAACAGCCAGCUAUUGCCUUCCCCGAGUUCUUUGUAAAGGAUAGUUAAUUUAUGGUGUAUUAUGUCAAUGUGCUAUCUUACCAUGUCCAUGUGGACCUAUUUUUACCAGGAGAUCAUGGUCUGAAACUUUAAGACUGGUUCAAGGAUACUGCUGUCUAAAAAAACACCAUAAGGGACUUUAUCAUGCCAAAUUGAUUUUGCAGAAUAGUGAUGAAUUCUUAUGAAAGUUUGAACAAAUCAAAAUGCUAUUGUAUUGUGGAAACUGUCUAAAUUCCUAAUGUCCACAAAGUACUAUGUGUUUCUAUGUGAAUUCAAGUCAGAAACCCAGUUUAUGUAUCACACAGGUUAAGUCACAUGUAGCUCAGUUCUGCACUUGACAGUCAUUGCAGCAUGCUUAUCUCCUGUCCUCAUUUCAGUACAUCAUCUGACAGAGAAGGACCCACAGAAUUCUACAACAUCCUCUAAAGGAGUCACAGCGCCUAUGAAAACCACUAUCUUGAAAUAUCCAAGGUUGUUAGAGGUAAUUUGACCUCAGAGGACAUUUGGUAAUAUGUGGAGUCAUUUUUGUCCCUGCAACUUAAAAGAUGUUACUGCUAUCUGGGUGGAGGCCCUGGAUACUGCUCAACAUACUUAAGUGUCCAGAGCAGCUCUUCCAAGAAUUUUCUAGCCCCAAAUAUCAAUAGUAUUAACAUGGAGAAGCCCUGAUACAAACUCAACCCAGAAGGUUGAGUAAUAAAACACUAGGCUGGCAUGUAAAAGGCCCUAAAUUCAGUCCCCAGUACAAAAGAUACAAUAACUCACCUUUUCUAAACUGUAAAUUGAUUAAACAAUGCUGUAUUUGAGUUGUUCUUAACAAAUAGAGUCAUAUAUAUAUAUAUAUAUAUAUAUAUAUAUAUAUAUAUAUAUUAGUGUUAAGUAAAUUACUGAUUUGCAAUAUUUAUAUUCAGGGUGAAUAAUUCCUUUAUCUUUCUGUAAAUCUUUUAUCACUUAACAAUGAACAUUCUAAAAGACAAAUGAUAUAUUUUCACUGGGUCUCCUACCAGUAUUGUUUUCACAUCCACCCCAGAAAACCAUCUUGUUCAUCUCUCUGAAUAUAUUUGUAAAAGGCUAAGACUUUAAGGAUAUAUAGCUGCAACCACACUGACCCACGGGGACAAAGCCUUUUGCAUAAUCACACUAAGUCCAUCAUUUUGGGGUUUUGUCACAUGGGUUUUUGAGCAGUGCUUCUGGGCCAGAAUUUGAAUGAAAGCAGUGACUGGGGUUAUUGAUUGUACUCCUCUCAACCAGAGCAGAAGAUCUUUAGGGAGAAGUUACUCUUUUACAUCUCCAGGGAAAAGAUUACUAAUAUCUAACGGACACCAUCAAAUAUCCAGCAUCCACAUGUUCCUGGUUGCUUCAUAAAACUUCAUAUUUGUUUUAAUCUUUCCGUAACUUAUACAAGA
Messenger RNA from Mus musculus (house mouse), 3833 nucleotides. It is a transcript of the gene Zfp128, whose product is annotated as zinc finger protein 128. The coding region runs from base 118 to 1836 and encodes 572 amino acids. NCBI's taxonomy places the organism in Eukaryota, Metazoa, Chordata, Mammalia, Rodentia, Muridae. The transcript is spliced from 4 exons. Gene Ontology annotation, biological process: regulation of DNA-templated transcription. Gene Ontology annotation, cellular component: nucleus. The record is from RefSeq and is marked validated.